AUGUUGAUGUCCAUCGAAAGUAGACCUACGUACGAUGGUACAUGUGGGAUUAACGAAGAAUUCGUAACUUGCGGCAUUGAAUGCGAACGAUCCUGUAGUAAUGUUCGUGUACCUCAAAUAACAUGCAAUCAUAUGUGCGCGAUUGGUUGUUUUUGCGUGAAAGGAUUCGUACGGCGAAGUGAUGCAAAUAGUGCGUGUAUAAGAGACACGGAGUGUUAA
Molecule: messenger RNA, 219 nt
Organism: Adineta ricciae
Lineage: Eukaryota; Metazoa; Rotifera; Eurotatoria; Adinetida; Adinetidae
Source: the annotation of a GenBank genome assembly